AUGAGCACGACUGCGUACAUGAUUGCCAAGAUCCGCGCUGCAGGCGCCGAACAGGUCAUCCAGCACGGCAACUCCUGGGUCGAAGCCGACGACUAUCUCAGACACACACUCAUCCCCGCGGCGCUCGAAAAGGGCGAAGAAGCAAUCUAUGUGCCGCCGUUCGACGACCGCAAAGUCUGGGAUGGGAACGCCACCAUGAUCCAAGAAGUCUUUGAGCAAUUGGGACCUGAUGCUUCACCCCCAGACGCUCUGAUCUGCAGUGUAGGUGGCGGCGGCCUUUUCUGCGGCAUCAUGCAAGGCCUCGAAAGUGCCGGGUAUCCUCAUCUCCAGGUCCUGGCCGUGGAAACAGAGGGCGCUCAUUCACUUGCACUAUCUCUCCAAGAAGGCAAACUCUCUACCCUCCCCGCCAUCACCAGUAUCGCUACGAGCUUGGGCGCGCGAACGGUUGCAGCACAGGCGUUUGCAUAUGCGCAACGCGAGUCGGUGCGUAGUGUUGUGCUGUCGGAUGAAGUGGCCAAGGAGGGUUGUGUCCGGUUUGCAGACGAUGAGAGAAUCAUGGUGGAGCCGGCGUGUGGUGUCUCCCUGGCAUUGUGCUAUCAAGGCAGGCUGAGGAAGCUUCUACCACAUCUGAGAGAGUCGAGCAGAGUAGUUAUUACUGUCUGUGGAGGUAGCAACAUCACUGCUAAAAUGCUGGGCGAUUGGUCCUCAUCUAUGUGA
Molecule: messenger RNA, 717 nt
Organism: Plenodomus lingam JN3
Lineage: Eukaryota; Fungi; Ascomycota; Dothideomycetes; Pleosporales; Leptosphaeriaceae
Source: RefSeq, a predicted model, not a curated record